AUGCCUCCCAGACAACAAGGAAAAACACCAUCAAACGAAGAGUUAUUUAAUGCUUUAAAUCAAGUACAAACCCGUAUGACAGAAAAUCAUAAUAAUGUGAUGGACCGACUCGAUCGUAUGGAUGCAGCGAUUGCUGACCUGACGAAUCUUGUCCGUCAACAUGUGGAAAGGGCGACUGCCGUCGAAACGACACAAUCAUUGCGUGUCUAUCAAGGUGAAACAAUUGGCAAUCGUAUACCUAGACCUUCCAAUCUCAACGGAAAGACCGGGUUUUUCCAAUACUUGCAAGCCCACUUGGCCGAGAAUGAUCAGCACAAUGAGUUGUACCUGUGUGUUAACCGUGCCGCUCUGGUAAGUGUACAAAGUAUGCGAAAUGCACACGGGGAACUGGAAUUCGUUGGAUGGGGAGGGCUUGGUCAUGACUAUAAGCUGGAAAUGGCUGAGAACACGUUGGAGAUUGCAUUGCAAGAAUACAACGAGUUGGAUGUUAUUAGACGAUGUCACGAUCUUUGGCCUUGUGUGUUAUUAUGUUAUCCUCAACAGUCUGAUCAUUUUACAGACAAAAUGGACACAAAUGUCCGCCUACCAGAGACGACAAAGACCACCUGCGGUGGUAAAAACCCUUGA
This is a messenger RNA of Mucor mucedo, 627 nucleotides long. RefSeq lists its product as uncharacterized. The transcript has 3 exons. The coding region runs from base 1 to 627 and encodes 208 amino acids. The record is from RefSeq and is a predicted model, not a curated record. NCBI's taxonomy places the organism in Eukaryota, Fungi, Mucoromycota, Mucoromycetes, Mucorales, Mucoraceae.